Molecule: messenger RNA, 1111 nt
Organism: Sphaeroforma arctica JP610
Lineage: Eukaryota; Ichthyosporea; Ichthyophonida
Exons: 2
Coding region: 515-958 (147 amino acids)
Biological process (GO): acetate metabolic process; phosphorylation
Molecular function (GO): acetate kinase activity
Source: RefSeq, a predicted model, not a curated record
CAUAUAUAUAUAUAUAUAUAUGUAUACGUUAUGUAUACGUUAUGUAUACGAUAUCGAUAUAUGUGUGUUAUAUAUGCAAGCAAAUUUCUAUACAUACAGCUUUGUAUGACCAACAUAUAAUUCAUGUAUGCUCGAAACGUUUAUAUGGGAUUAUUUUGUACAACAUCAUUCACUUACUAGCAUAUACGUUCGUGUAUUGUGUGUAUAGCUUAAUGGGUCUUCGCCUGAGUGGCACUCUGAUGGUUGACACCGUGUGCCUUCGUUCAUUCCUACUGACGGCUCCGUAAAAUGGGCACCAUUCAAGACUUGCCUAAUCGUCCCUCGUUUUAAGUGUUUAGCGUUUUAGGGUUUAAGGUUUAGGGCGUAACACCGCACUACAGCGCGUUUACCGUGGCUGUCAGCCAACGCACCAUUCCUCACACAACGCCAAUCCCUUCCCUUCGCUUUGCGUUGCCUGUAUUUGACUGUCACUGCCCGUUUUUGACUGUCACUGCCUGUCUUUGACUGUAUUUGUAUGUAUUUGCCUGUCUUUGUGUGUCUGUUCAUGCACAUGUGCAGAUACUCAUUCGAUGAGGUGAACAAAAUGCUGACUAAGAAUUCUGGCCUCAAAGGCAUCUGUGGCAAAGGUGACUUCCGUGAUGUGGCCGAGGGCCAUGAGCAGGGUGAUGAGCAGAGCUCUCUGGCGUUCAAGAUGUAUGGCUAUCGCCUGCACAAGUACAUUGGGGCGUACAUGGCUGUGUUGGGUGGUGAGGUGGACGCCAUAGUCUUCACCGCCGGAGUGGGUGAGAAUAGCGCAGCUCUGCGUCACAACGUGUGCAAUUCGCUGCGGCCGAUGGGAGUGUCACUGGACAGUUUCAAGAACAAACAACGAGGCAUAGUGGACAUAUCUGCCGACGAUUCAAGGUAUGCCACUUCGCGACAGUGUGGGACUCCAUUGUCAUGCGUGUGCACUAAGUGAUUGUUACGUUAUGUAAUGCGUUAAUCCGUCAUGCUUGGCCUGUCAACAUAUGCGUUAAUCCGUCAUGCUUCACCUGCCUACAAAUGCGUUAAUCUGUCAUGCUUCGCCUGUCUACAUAUGCGUUAAACUGUCAUGUUUCGCCUGUCCACAUAU